UAACUGCACGGACCUCAGUUGUGCGCCAAACUUUGCAAACGUCGGGCUACUUUUUUCUGCCGAUCUGUUAAUAUAUCGAAAAUCCUCCAAAAUGGAGUCACUCAACAAAGUGAAAUAUAUAGUCCUGCUGACGUCAUUGAUCAUUGCGGGAAGCCAAGCGGCAUUGCCCUAUCGCCCAUAUGUGUACGAUCAGCAGUUCUGCAUGGACACGCUGACGGGGCGGCAGCUUUACAUAGGCGAGGUCUUCACGCGACAGGGCCAGUGCGUCCGUGUCCAGUGCCUGGAAUCGCAGCAACUCUGGGAGGACAGUUGCCAGGUGCCGAAUCUGACUGAGGGUGAUUGCCGACCAGUUGCGCCCCCGGGAUCGAGUACGGAAUAUCCCCGCUGCUGCCCACUGUACGAGUGCAAGAGCUACGAGUCGUAUGCCGGGGGAACCAUGGAGAAGACCAACACAUACGAUCACUACGGAGCGCCGCGGGACUCCCGUAUCACCGAGAUGAUAGUGAUCGGACAGCGAUCACCGGGUCCGUCGGAGCAGAUUCCCGCAGCACCUGUGAAAAAAUAUCAGGUGUGAAAAGUGCCACGGAAAUACCACUUAAUGCCCACUGUGCUUCGCCUUGGUGUUGUGAUUGUGUGAGCUUAGUUAGAUUUAAUACAGCUGUAAUAGCUAUGUUGGAUGAAUAAAACGAAAAUUAUUACAGAAUAA
Molecule: messenger RNA, 706 nt
Organism: Drosophila elegans
Lineage: Eukaryota; Metazoa; Arthropoda; Insecta; Diptera; Drosophilidae
Gene: Vago
Exons: 3
Coding region: 92-574 (160 amino acids)
Source: RefSeq, a predicted model, not a curated record